AUGGCCCUGGCCCCCGCCCUCGCAUCCGUCACCGGGCCUGCCCUAAUCAAGCAUCUGGCCUCGUGCAACACCACCGUCAGAUCUCAAGCUUUGCGCCUCCUCCAGUCGUGGCUCGUCUCCCAAACGGAGCAGCUUUCCGACCCCGACAUCAAGAAGCUGUGGAAGGGUCUCUUUUACUGCCUCUGGCACGCCGACAACACCCCUAAUCAGGCAGCCCUGAUCGAUCGCCUCACAACGCUGUUUCUAUCAAUCCAGCCCUCGCUUUCUUUGGAAUUCUUCCGCGGGUUUCUUCUCACUCUGAGGAGGGAGUGGCCUGGGAUCGACCGGCUGAGGUUGGACAAGUUUUACCUGUUGAUACGGCGGUUCAUGAGGGCGCUUUUUGAGCUCAUGAGGUUAAGAAAGUGGGAUGUCGGUGUUUUGAGGGAUUUUUUUGGGGUUCUGGAGAGUGACGGGUUCCUGGCGGAGGACAAGCUGCGUGGGAAUGGGGUGAAUUAUCAUGUGGCGUCUGUUUUUCUGGAUGAGCUGAAGGGCGUUGGUUUUCCAGUGAGGAAGGAGGUGGUUGAUGUGGUUUUCGGACCAUUUUUUGCAGUUGUGAAGAGGGGCAAGGACCGAAUCUUUUUGGGGAAGGUGAAGAGCUGCCUGUUUGAUGAGCUUCUUAGAAUCGGGGAGGAAAUUUUGACCAAGAAGAAAAUGGGUAUGGAUUUUGGUGAUAAUGAUGGGGAUGUGUUGUUAGGGUUGGUUGCUUUGAAAAUGGGUUUUUCGGAGAGGUUUUACGAGGCUGGUUCGUCUGCGGAUUGCAUUCAGGGGAAUAGGAAGGUGGCAUUGGGGUUGCACGAGGAGUUCCUUAAGUUGGAGAAAGAUUUGAAAUCGUCUGGAGUUGAAAUUUGUAUGCCUGAGUAUAAUAAUGAAGAUAAAGGAGGUGGUGGUGGUGAAGUACCUCAGUUGAACCCCAUUGAUAUUGAUGCUGCUAAGGGUAAUGUGGAAUUGAAUACCUGGGAAGUGGCUAAGGAAAUUAUUAAAAAGAAGAGGAACCAGAAGGCGAAAAAGGGAACGUAUGGUGAUGAGGAGAAGAAAAUGAAAAAGAAGAGAAAAGUUGAUAAUGCAGUUCCUGAAAUUAACUCCACAGUCAAGGGAAAUAAUGAUUGUACCAGCAUAAGUGGCGGUGAGAAUCUGAGACUCGAUACUGAUCCUGGGAAUGAAGUAAUCAAUGAUGUCGAGAAUGAUGGAAGUGAGCCGGCUUUGAAUGAGACAAUAAUUUUGAACCUUCAGAAGCAAUUCGAAAAAGUUGCUGCCGAAAUGGAUUCCAAUGUGGACGAGGAUUCAGAUAUCUUUGGAACUCAAAUGGUUCCCCUGAAAUGUAGCAAGAGGAAGAGAACGAAAGUCGUGGAGAGACGUGAGUCGAGCAAUACAAAAACGAGCGAGAAUGGAGAUAAUGAAGCUGAUGUUGCUGGAAAGAGUAUGGAGAAGAAGAAUUCAAAGAAGGUUAGAUUUUCCAUGAAAAAUAAUUUGUUCUGGAAGCCACAGACUCCUCUGCCGCCCGAGAGCCUUAGACUGCCGCCCUCUAUUACUCCACGUGGCAGUGCAUUGAAGAAGGGGGUCCCACCUGGUCCCAUUAUAGAGAUGCCCUCUGUCUUGAAAAAGGCAAAAAAGAAGAAAGUUCAGAAUAGAGUAAAGAGGGUCGUGCCCGUGAUGAGGAGGAAGAGAAAGAUUCAAAAACGGUCUGCUUGA
Striga asiatica is the source of this 1728-nucleotide messenger RNA. Lineage: Eukaryota; Viridiplantae; Streptophyta; Magnoliopsida; Lamiales; Orobanchaceae. The record is from the annotation of a GenBank genome assembly.